Messenger RNA from Ostrea edulis (European flat oyster), 925 nucleotides. Its product is annotated as 3-oxoacyl-[acyl-carrier-protein] reductase FabG-like. Lineage: Eukaryota; Metazoa; Mollusca; Bivalvia; Ostreida; Ostreidae. The record is from RefSeq and is a predicted model, not a curated record. The coding region runs from base 7 to 828 and encodes 273 amino acids. Gene Ontology annotation, molecular function: oxidoreductase activity. The transcript has 10 exons.
GCCGACAUGUCUGUUAUUUCUAGAUUGGAUGGAAAAGUUGCAUUAAUUACAGGGUCCAGCUCCGGUAUAGAGGCGGGAACAGCCAUUUUGUUUAGUAAACUUGGUGCAAAGGUAGCAAUCACAGGCAGAAAUGUUGACAAUCUGGCCAAAACAGCUGCCGAGUGUGAAAAGGGGAAUGGAGAAAAGCCGUUUAUUCUUAGCGGUGAUUUGACCAAGGAAGAUUUUGUUAAGCACCUUGUAGAAGAGACAGUAAAACAUUAUGGGAAAUUGGACAUACUGGUCAAUAAUGCGGGGAUAUUGAAAUCUGGAAGCAUUGAAACAACAACACUGGAACAGUAUGAUGAAGUUAUGAACAUUAACGUUAGAGCUAUUUACCAUCUGACAAUGCUUGCAGUUCCUCACUUGGUCCAAUCAAAGGGAAACAUUGUCAAUGUAUCUAGUGCUGUGGGUGUUAGAUCGGUUGAAGGAGUUUUGUCAUACUGUAUGUCCAAGAGUGCUAUAGAUCAGUUUACUAAAUGCACUGCAAUAGAGUUGGCCCCAAAGCAGGUCAGGGUAAACAGUUUAAACCCUGGUUUGAUUGCCACUGAGAUUUUUAAGACUAGCGGACUGGAUGAAGAGUCAUAUCAGAAGCAUGCGGGGAUGGAUAUCACGGUAAAAAUUGCACCAGGAGAUGUUCUUAUCCCUAUUUUGGAAAGGAAUGCCGUGAUAAGUGUAAAUUUUCCGUUGACGAUUGCAAUCAUAUGUAUGGUUGUAAAACAUCUUAAGAUGCAGCGUGUCAGAACAACAGGAGUAACUCCCAGAUAUCACAAACGAAGAGGAAUAAUAUGAUUUUCGGAAUAAUAUUUCUCUGUAUUAUAACGGUCUUACUUCAGAUUAAAUAUCUCAUAAUAUGCAUGCGAAGAUAAAAUAAAACACGUUCUUUGAA